AUGACGAGCAGGCUCCUGGUCACAGUGCAUAGCGUUCUUGCCAUGGCGUCUGAAGACGACUAUCGCCAUCCACGAUGCCAGAACGGCGAAAAUGACCUGACUCGAGACGACGAUGACCUUGAUCCACUCUGCGUUUUUACACGUCGAUGUUUGAGGAUUCAAAGAAGGACAACCGAUCACGAUGCUGAUCGUCGAGAUGGCAGAGACCAUCGGCAGAGCUAUCAGUGGAAGGACUCUUCGAAACCGUCGAUGCCGAGACGGAUCGCGCUUGAGGUGAAUGCUACCCGCAAGAACGGCAAAGCUGGCCGGCCUGAGAACGACGAUUGCUGUCGUGGCGAAGGCUGUGCUUGCGCUAUUGAACGCUGUAUCCCAGAUCGAGCCAUGACCUUCUUUGAUCCAAUGAACGACGAAAAGAGGCGUGAUGGCCAACAGCAGAAACGCAUCCAGCACGCAAAGCGCUAA
Molecule: messenger RNA, 462 nt
Organism: Pseudozyma hubeiensis SY62
Lineage: Eukaryota; Fungi; Basidiomycota; Ustilaginomycetes; Ustilaginales; Ustilaginaceae
Product: ATP-dependent protease La
Exons: 1
Coding region: 1-462 (153 amino acids)
Source: RefSeq, a predicted model, not a curated record